AUGGUUCUUUGCAAAUGUGAGGCCAAGAAGUUUGUAUCUUUUGGCACCAAAAGCUUGGCCACAAAUGGGUUCCAUUCCCAUGGAAAGGCCAGAGAGAAUAGAGUAGCCUGUGAUUUAGCAAAACCUAUUGCGAGGUUCAAGGCAGUUAUUAAUGUGUCAGAUUCUUGUAAUUUGGUUGAUGUGGCUAAAUUGCAUUUGCAAGGAUGA
Messenger RNA from Dovyalis caffra, 207 nucleotides. The record is from the annotation of a GenBank genome assembly. Lineage: Eukaryota; Viridiplantae; Streptophyta; Magnoliopsida; Malpighiales; Salicaceae.